CCGGCUGGUCGCGGUCGCGGCGCCUGCCGACUCCGGGCAGCCGGGCCCCGAAGGAACGAGCCGCGCAGCGACGCGGCGCGAUCUGGCCCAGCCAUGGACCGGAAGGUGGCCCGAGAAUUCCGGCACAAGGUUGAUUUUCUGAUUGAAAAUGAUGCAGAGAAGGACUAUCUCUAUGACGUGCUACGGAUGUACCACCAGACCAUGGACGUGGUCGUGCUUGUGGGAGACCUGAAGCUGGUCAUCAAUGAGCCCAGCCGCCUGCCCCUGUUUGAUGCCAUCAGGCCUCUGAUCCCACUGAAGCACCAGGUGGAAUACGACCAACUGACACCCCGGCGCUCCAGGAAGCUGAAGGAGGUGCGCCUGGACCGUCUGCACCCGGAAGGCCUCGGCCUCAGCGUGCGUGGCGGCCUUGAGUUCGGCUGUGGGCUCUUCAUCUCCCACCUCAUCAAAGGGGGUCAGGCAGACAGCGUCGGGCUCCAGGUCGGGGACGAGAUCGUCCGGAUCAACGGGUAUUCCAUCUCCUCCUGCACCCACGAGGAGGUCAUCAACCUCAUCCGCACCAAGAAGACUGUGUCCAUCAAAGUGAGACACAUCGGCCUGAUCCCCGUGAAGAGCUCUCCCGACGAGCCUCUCAAGUGGCAGUAUGUGGAUCAGUUUGUGUCGGAAUCUGGGGGCGGGUGGAGCAGCCUGGGCUCCCCCGGCAGUCGGGACAACAAGGAGAAGAAGGUCUUCAUCAGCCUGGUGGGCUCGCGGGGCCUUGGCUGCAGCAUUUCCAGCGGCCCUGUCCAGAAACCUGGCAUCUUCAUCAGCCAGGUGAAGCCCGGCUCCCUGUCUGCUGAGGUGGGGUUGGAGAUAGGGGAUCAGAUUGUCGAAGUCAAUGGCAUCGACUUCUCCAGCCUGGACCACAAGGAGGCCGUGAACAUCCUGAAGAGCAGCCGCAGCCUCACCAUCUCCAUCGUAGCUGGAGCUGGCCGGGAGCUGUUCAUGACAGACCGGGAGCGGCUGGCAGAGGUGCGACAGCGUGAACUGCAACGGCAGGAGCUUCUGAUGCAGAAGCGGCUGGCGAUGGAGUCCAACAAGAUCCUCCAGGAGCAGCAGGAGAUGGAGCGCCAAAGGAGAAAGGAAAUUGCCCAGAAGGCAGCAGAGGAAAAUGAGAGAUACCGGAAGGAGAUGGAACAGAUCGCGGAGGAGGAAGAGAAGUUUAAGAAGCAGUGGGAAGAAGACUGGGGCUCUAAGGAACAGCUGCUCUCGCCUAAAACCAUCACCGCCGAGGUGCACCCAGUGCCCCUUCGCAAGCCCAAGUAUGAUCAGGGAGUGGAGCCCGAGCUUGAGCCAGCAGACGACCCGGAUGGAGGCACGGAGGAGCGGGGAGAGCAGAAAGGAAAAGAUAAGAAGAAAGCCAAGUAUGACAGCCUGCAGGAGUUGAGAAAGAAUAAGAAGGAACUGGAGUUUGAACAAAAGCUUUACAAAGAGAAAGAGGAAAUGCUGGAAAAGGAAAAGCAACUGAAGAUCAACCGGCUGGCCCAGGAGGUGUCCGAGACAGAGCGGGAAGACCUUGAGGAGUCGGAAAAGAUUCAGUAUUGGGUGGAGAGGCUCUGUCAGACGCGCCUCGAGCAGAUUUCCUCUGCCGAUAAUGAGAUUUCAGAGAUGACCACAGGGCCCCCGCCUCCCCCGCCUUCUGUGUCUCCCCUGGUCCCACCCCUGAGACGCUUCGCAGGCGGGCUGCACCUGCACACCACUGACCUGGAUGACAUCCCCUUGGACAUGUUCUACUAUCCCCCCAAGACUCCCUCUGCCUUGCCUGUGAUGCCCCACCCUCCACCCUCCAACCCACCCCCCAAGGUCCCGGCACCCCCUGUCCUUCCCUCUUCAGGCCGCGUGAGCGCCUCGUCCUCGCCCUGGGUGCAGCGCACUCCACCCCCUAUCCCCAUCCCUCCCCCUCCAUCUAUUCCCACCCAAGACCUCACUCCUACCCGCCCACUGCCCUCGGCCCUGGAAGAGGCACUGGGCAGCCACCCCUUCCGCACUGGGGAUACAGGCAAUCCAACAGAGGACUGGGAGCCCAAGAACCACAGUGGGAAGCCCACCAGCUCCCCCAUCCCUGGACGGAGCUUCCCACUCCCGGCAAAGACAUUUUGCCCAAGCCCACAGCCUGCACGAGGCCCUGGCGUGUCCACCAUCUCCAAACCUGUCAUGGUCCACCAGGAGUCCAACUUCAUCUACAGGCCAGCCGUGAAAUCCGAGGUCCUGCCGCAGGAGAUGUUGAAGAGGAUGGUGGUUUAUCAGACAGCGUUCAGACAAGAUUUCCGGAAAUAUGAGGAAAGCUUCGACCCCUAUUCCAUGUUCACCCCCGAGCAGAUCAUAGGGAAGGAUGUCCGGCUCCUACGCAUCAAGAAGGAAGGAUCCUUAGACCUGGCCCUGGAAGGUGGUGUGGACUCCCCGAUCGGGAAGGUGGUCGUCUCAGCUGUUUACGAGGGGGGAGCCGCUGAGCGGCACGGUGGCGUUGUGAAAGGGGACGAGGUCAUGGCAAUCAACGGCAAGACUGUGACCGACUACACCCUGGCCGAGGCUGAAGCCGCCCUGCAGAAGGCCUGGAAUCAGGGAGACUGGAUCGACCUUGUGGUCGCUGUCUGUCCCCCCAAGGAGUACGACGAUGAGCUGACCUUCUUCUGAAGUCCAGAAGGAGAAACCAAAUUCACACCUAGACGCCAGUGAGCUCUGGACCCACCCUCCUGGACACAAAGCCUGGAACCAGCCUUGAGAGACACUAGCCUGCAGGCACCUGGAAACCCAC
Ceratotherium simum simum (southern white rhinoceros) is the source of this 2794-nucleotide messenger RNA. RefSeq names its product USH1 protein network component harmonin (gene USH1C). Gene Ontology annotation, cellular component: plasma membrane; stereocilium tip; stereocilia ankle link complex. Gene Ontology annotation, molecular function: protein binding. Gene Ontology annotation, biological process: sensory perception of sound; retinal cone cell development; inner ear receptor cell stereocilium organization. The record is from RefSeq and is a predicted model, not a curated record. Lineage: Eukaryota; Metazoa; Chordata; Mammalia; Perissodactyla; Rhinocerotidae.